Molecule: messenger RNA, 4386 nt
Organism: Solenopsis invicta (red fire ant)
Lineage: Eukaryota; Metazoa; Arthropoda; Insecta; Hymenoptera; Formicidae
Gene: Bsg25D
Product: myb-like protein Q
Exons: 5
Coding region: 272-3811 (1179 amino acids)
Biological process (GO): microtubule anchoring at centrosome
Cellular component (GO): centrosome
Molecular function (GO): calcium ion binding
Source: RefSeq, a predicted model, not a curated record
CUUACAUCAUGGUCCAAUCGAAUGUCGCGAGAGUGGAGCAAGUGGAGUAGUUGAAAAUUGAAAAUAGUUGACUAAUUUUAAUUCGUUUAUAAAGUCUAUCGUUAUAAAUACAAUGUUAUUUAAAUAAAAACAUUCGUAGACGUUUAAUUUGUAACAUUUAACGUUGUAAAAAAAAAUGUUUGAAAAGUAAUAUGUACUUGGAGAGAGAAUUGGUAGGUAGAUGUAUUAUGAAGAUUAACAUUAAUUAAUUAGGAAAUAAUGAAAGAGAGGCAUGGCUGAACACAACAGUGAUCUCUACGAACAACAGCUUUUCGCUGUAUUCGAAAGCUGUUUGACGAAAGGAGAAGAUGAACUGGAUGAGGAUAAUCUGUUUUCCAUUUGCAAUAAAUUACAAAUCGACGAAUUGAUCGACGAAUUAAAAUUGUGCAUUUGCAAACAUCGUCCGAACAAACGAACGAUAUCCUUUCAGGAAUUCCGAGAUGGUUUAUUGCUCUUGUUGAAAAAAUCACAAGGUUUAAUAAGCGUGAAACAACAUGCUGUACAACCGUAUCGUAACUUAAAUAUGUGUAACGUUGAUAACGAGAAGAGUCAAUCUUUACCAAUGGCCACGAGCUUACCGAGCUUACCGUUAGCUUCGAAGGCUCGUCCUCGAGAUACGAAAGCUAACGUUACGAUGGACGAAAAUAGACUGAUGCACUUGUGGGAGAAAAUAAAGAUUUAUUUAAGGGGAGACCCCGCAGACCCCGCGACAAUACAGUUUAUAUCAAAUUGCUUGGAGAUUCCGCAACUCCCGAAACAAAUAACGGAAUCCAUCUUUGAGAGUCUCGAUCGCAAUUGCGACGGAUUGAUAAGCUUCGACGAGUUUGUAAUUAUAUUUCAAAGGAGAACGAGUGGAAAUGUCGCUUCGCGGGGAGAGGAUUGUCUCGCAUUGUCUCGCAACAGUAUUACCGUUAACUAUGAUGUAAAUACCUUAGAUUUUAAUACAAGCGUUUCUCGUGAAAUUAAACCGACACAGAGCCAGAAUGGAGAUUCGGAUAAGGAGAGUGAAAAGGUCGUUGGUGGUGUUUCCAGCGCGAAUCUAGCGUUGUCGUCCAGCGGAGAGCUCGAUGCUUUGGACACGAGUCUCGCGGAAAUAACAAACAUCAUAUGCGACGAACUGAAAAGUUUCAACGAAUCGUUGGAUAACGGUUUAAGCAUUCAGGCUCAUAUCAAUUUAUUACGAGAAACGAUGAUCGCCCAUCAGGAUGAGCAGCGUAAUCUAACUGCUAUAAUAGACAACAUGAAAGUGGAAAGAGAGAGGAUGCGGACCGACGUGUUGGAGGCUAACGAACGAGCGAAUUCGUUGGCGCAAGAGAUCGACGAGUAUCACGUUCAAUUGGAUAAGACGAAGAGAGACUUGCAGAGACAGAGCGAGCAACGUUACGCCGAAAUUACGAAGGAACUGUCGGAUCAGUUUAACGUCGAACGGGAAAUGGACGCUGCGGCACUGAAAUCGAAGGACGAUCAGUUGCAGGCGCUGCAAAAGGAGAAUCACUCUAUGAAAAAUCAGAUUGUCAAUAUUUUGCAAGAGAGUCAAAUGCUCGAGGCGGAAAAUAAAAUUUUUCUCGGCCAGAUCGAUAAGUUGCGACAAUCGAACAACGAUUUGUUAACUCGAAUUAAAAUAUUGGACGCGGAGCACGAUGAGAUACAAAACAUAGAAGCUAAGCAACAGGAGCAAGUUAACUUUUUUGUCGAGCGUAUUAAACAGUUGCAAUCUGAGGUAACUCUCUUGCGAGAUCAGAACGACGAGCUCAACGCGGAAUUGGAAACUUUCAAGUGUUGCGGCAAAGAUGCGGCGAGAUACGAGACACCGUCGUCUCUGGCGUACGAUUUACAACUGGAUGAGAACGAUGUAACGCGAGAGUUUCAGGUGGCGGCGGCGGCGAAUCAUCAUCAUCGUCAUCAUCAUCAUCAUCAUCAUCAUCAUCAGCAGCAGCAGCAGCAGCAGCAGCAGCAGCAGCAGCCUAUGGCUGCUGAUGAGAGAGCGUCGUCUAUCUUUGAUUUGCCACCAAAGAAAGCGCGGACCGAUUUUGCCAGCGAUUCCGAUGAGACGGAAUACAAGAGACCGGAUAUAAUUGUUGGAGAUACGAUUGUAAAGGAUCUGGAAAAUGUAUUGGCAACGAGUGCGAAAUGUCUGUCGGAGAAGUGCCCUUUGGCAGAGGGUAUAUCGAGAUUGAUCACUGGUCUACGAUCGAACUACCUUGCGGAACUAUAUCGUUCCGCGCGAGACUCGGGAAAAAGUAUAGCGUCCGAGCUCGAAAUGGAAUGCGAGCAACGUACUAACGAAUCCUUACGAGACUUGGUUGUUUCCAAAGUACCGAAGCAAUCUUCUGCGAAACGUACAACGAUGUCGAGUAGCGUGGAAGAGUCCAAUAAUUUCGUUGCUCAAGAUGCAAAGAGUCUAACGCAAAGCAAAGCGACGAGUCUUAGAGAUUAUCCUCCGCGUAAAGAGGAACAUCCUGUGGAUCAAUGCAAAGCCAAUAGUAAGGAGAGAAAUGGUUCCUCGAACGUUCCGACCCAAAUGGAGAGUCAAGGUGUUGCAAAAAUCGUCACGACGAAUGUAGAAUUGUUGGAGACCGAGAGGAAGCAGUUGACCGAACGUUGUCGCGAACUCGAACGAAGUUUGGAUUUAUUAAAGGCGGAAUACGAAGAGUGCGAAGAUUAUUGGGCUGCCAAAUUGGAAGAAGAGAGGCAGCUCUUUGAACAAGAACAAAAGAUAAGUGACGACAAACUUGCCGAGCUUAUUAAUAAAAUAACAGAGUACGAAGAAUUAAUCAGUCCGUCGGAUAAAUCGAAAAAUAACGGACGAUUGUCUCCCAUAGAAGAAAAGUUUAACUUGGAACAACAGUAUAUAGACCUCGAGGAAGAAUUUGAAAAAUGGAAAAUCCAAACUGAAAACGACAUUUGUCAAAAGAAUCUAGAGAUUGGAGACCUGCGUGAAAAAUUAAGACUGAUGGAACAACCAAUUACGAAUGAUUCCUACGUACAAGUACCAGACGAAAUUUCUUUAGCGACAUUCUCAGAUUCGUCUCAUUGUAAAUCUUCCAGUAUGUCUAGCGUUCUAUCGAGCAACGAAAUAUUCGUGAAUAUGGAUUUAUGUGGCACAAACGGUCAAGGGUGUCACGCUUGGCCAGAAUUUCCAUUAUCCAACAAUCUUACCAACAGAUUGUUGAAACGAGACGAUCCCAUUGAUAGUCAUAAUUUAUACGGUACGCAUACCGAAUGCCCUAUUAAAAUUAUAAAAGAUAUAAACAAAGAUGAAAAAUUAUAUAAUUCGUUUCUUCCUACUAAAACUACAUUAGCGACGAAAGAGGAAGAUAAAUGCGAUUCGGAAUUUAAAAUGAUACGUGACGUAAUGAAAGAAAGCAGCUGCGUGUGCUCGCAGAAUAAUGCCCAGCAGCAAGUAGGAGGUUGCGUUGACUUAAACAUUUUUCAAAAUUUAAAAAUGAAACUUUACGCACAAGAACGCAAGAAACGGCAUUUGCAACGUUAUAUUAAACAACAACGGCAAUAUGUUGAAAAAUUAUUGCAACGUAUUAUGAUGCAGCACCAAACGGAAGUAUGUGAAUUACAGUGCCUUCUCCGUAAUACCCAAGAAAGACUUCAGAUACAAAUUCAAACGACUGUUGAUCAGGCUGAUAAAUUAGCGAGUGCAGAUAUAUUGGUAAAGGAUUUGUACAUAGAAAACGCAUGUCUAACGUCGCACAUGAAGCGUUUACAAGAACGAUGUCUCGUCUUAACGGGCCUUGAUGUAGGAUCGACUUCAAUGUGAUGUCUACAAAUAGUCAUAAGAAAUCAACGUUUCUUUGUAUGUAUUGAAUAAUGUAUAUUAUUUAUUUUAUUAUAUAAAAUUAUUAAUUAACGAUUAAAAGUGAUACCUUAAGGCCGCGCGAUGUAACUCAGGGAUGCAAAUGGUCAGAAAAUAUGCAUAUUGUAACAUGGGUGCCUUCAGUUUUUAAUUUGACUUGAAACUAAAGUGAGAGAUUUGGCUUUAAUGUAUAUAUUGAUACAUCAUAGAAUUAUCAUAAUAAUAAGGAAAAUAUCAUUGGUUAAUCUUAAACGUUUUAAGAUUUAUCGUAUGAUAAGUAGGAGAGUAAGUUGAUAUCUGUUGUUUAUUUAAUUUAAUUGUAUACACAAGGUAUAAAUCAAUAUUAGGCGCAAGUAUUGGGUGAAUUGAGAUUUUAAACAUAUAUGUGCAAUUAAAACCAUUGUACGUGAUUUUAAUCGCACAAUAUUUUGGGUCAUAAUAUUCAUAAAUGACCAACAGUUAUUGAAAUAUUUGCAUUGAUAUUAAAACUUUCCUUCGUGUUAAAAUUCCUUCAAAUUUAACAAAUUGCACGAAAAAAA